Messenger RNA from Hydra vulgaris (swiftwater hydra), 1680 nucleotides. Its product is annotated as tektin-2. Lineage: Eukaryota; Metazoa; Cnidaria; Hydrozoa; Anthoathecata; Hydridae. Gene Ontology annotation, cellular component: nucleus; microtubule cytoskeleton. Gene Ontology annotation, biological process: cilium movement involved in cell motility; cilium assembly. The record is from RefSeq and is a predicted model, not a curated record.
AAAUACAUGCUUGUUGCUAUUAGUUACUAACUUACAAGAAACAAAAUCUUUCUAUUGGCAUGUUUACAAACACGUUGGGUUGAACUUGCUGGAAAUGAACACCUACAAAGCUAUUUUAUAUUUAUUCAAUUUUACUGAAGUAUUUGAAAAUAAAUUUAUCUGUUUAGUUUUAUUUUAUUAAGAAAAUGACAUCAAAGUUUAAACAAAAGUAUGAUAUGUCUGAUUGGUGUACUUCUAAUGAGCUUUUACAAGGUAAUGCUGAACAUUCACGAGAUACAUCACACUCCACUCGACAAGAAGCUCGACGUUUGAUAAACGAUACAGAUAAUUUUACUGUUUGGACACAACAUGAAAGUAAUUGCAAACUUGCAGAUCGAAUUGAUGAUAUAAAUGAAUGGAAAACAUUUCUCGAGAAGAACUUAGUGGAUAUUAAUAAAGAAAUCGACGCUUUACAGUUUUAUAAAGAGAAUACGGAAUUAUCUUUAGAAACAGCCAAAAAUUUUCACAACAAAACGAUUGAGUGUUUAAUGGUACGAGAAAACAGAGAGGGAAUAGACUGUGUUAGAGAUAAAGUUGAAGAAGAGUUACACAAGGAUGUUGAGGUCAUUGGGUCAAUAAAAAAUCACUUACAACAAAAAUUAAAUGCUUGUUUUGAACAACUUAUUCUUUUACAAGAAACUCGGAAUGAACUUUCUAAUGAUUUGUCUGAUAAACAUCAUGCAUUAGGUAUUGAUUCAAAAUGUCAACAAUUUAAUAAUGGAAAUUGUAAUCAAUUAACUACUCAAUUGAUUUCUACAUCUAUUCCCAAAGAAAUGGUAACAUUCGAAAAAUGGCGUUCAUUUUCAGAAAAAAAUAAAAACCGUGCUGAAGCUGCCAUUAAAGCUUCCCAAAAUGUCAGAAAUCAAAUUUAUGCAACACUAGAAAAAACAAAAAAUGACUUUGAAUAUAAAAAAAAACUAACAGAUUAUGCAUUUAGAAAAAGAAUAAAUGAAACUGAACAAGUUCAAGAUGAGUUAAAAUGGCAACGUCAAAAGACACUAGAUGAAAUUCAAACUUUACAAAAUGACAUAGAAGCUAUUAAGAAAGCAUUGGAAGCUAAAAUUGCUCCACUAAAUGUUGCACACACUCGUUUGGAAUGUAGAAGUUUGCGAAGGAAUGUAGAGUUAUGUCAAGAUAAUCCAUAUAGGCAACUCUCUCAGGAAGUUGGUGAACUACGAUUAACGGUUGAAACCUUGUUAGAAAAACAUCAAAAGGCUGAAGUUGCUAUGCAAAAGCUAUUGAAGGAUUUAGCACGUAUUGAAAAAGAUUCGGAAAUAAAAUCAAAGUCUCUUCAAUUGGAUAACCAAUGUUUGAAAAUUCGAGAAAAUGCAUACAAGAGUCUCAACACCAUCACUCAAAACAAUAUGUCAAUUGGUCAUGGUGAAAAUAAAUCAAACAUUUGUGAAAGGCAGGUACAUUUUUUAGACCAAAGUUUGUCCUCCAUGUCAUCUGAGACUGCUCAUAAUGUAAAAAAAACUGUGAAUCAUGACAAAACCAUCAUGCACUCAACUUACGAUUGUGAUUAUAAUCGAUUUGCGCCAAAGAGAACCAACGACUUGCAACGAAUGAUAAAUAUCAAAGAAUCCCUUUAUGCUUAAGAAAGGAUUUUGAUACUGAAAAAAAUAUAUUUUUUAUCACUUA